GCGUCGUGUAUUCACUGGUGUUUCACCGAGCGCGCGACCGCUCUCUCAGUUCAGUAAAGCGCGUCUCUCCUUUCAAGCGUCGUUACAAGUAUCGGUUCAUGUUUUUGUGGCUUACUUCAAUACAAGUGCUGGAUAUUACCAUUUAUUUAUAGUACAUGGAGUGUUUUGUGCUUAUUCGGACAGAGUGACGAUGAGAGUUGGAAUAAUCAUGAUACUAAUUAAUGAAAAAAGUGGAUAAAGUGUGGGAUCGAGAGAGCCACCGAUCCCAAUCCGGUUUUAUCCGCGAGUGUUUAAAUUCGGUGACUAGAGGUUUGAAAUUAAAAUCCUGGUAUUUAAUUGGAUCAAUCGUGCGUUGUGGAGCGCAUCAAAAAAUUUAAUCCGAGUAAAAGGAGAUGAAUCACAGCGGAAUGAUGGAAAAUCGCCGACGAUGGGUCUGGGCGAGGCCCGUGGGGACCCUUGCAUUGUUCGUCCUACUCUCGGGAACUCUCGGUGAAACAACGAAGCUGAGGCACUUCAGGCACUUGGAUACACGAUCCCAGCACUUCAGUGUAGAUGAAUCAUUGACGCGGGAUGAUAAACACAACCACAAACCUGUAUUUUCGGAUUGUUCGGCUUAUGCACCAGUUGUUAAGGAAGAAGAGCCAGCAGGUACCAUGGUAAUUCAGGUUCAUGCGGAGGAUAGAGAUCCACCCGAUGAAGGAGGGACAAUAACAUAUAGCUUUGUGACUGCACCUGGUGAAAAGCUCAAGUUUGAAAUAAACAACGUAACCGGUUUCAUAAAAACAACCCAAAUGCUCGACAGAGAUGAGCCAGCACGCGAGAAGGAAGCCUAUUUAACUGUUUUAGCAACAGACAAUGGACGUCCCCAAUUGGAUGACGUUUGUACCUUUAAAGUCACCAUUGAGGAUGUCAAUGAUAAUUCGCCAGUAUUCGACAAAGUGGUAUACACGGAAUCAGUACCGCAAGAUUUGCGAAUAGAUCACGAAGUAAUGAGGGUAUCAGCAACCGAUAUCGACGAUGGUAAUAAUUCGGUAGUACGUUACAGCAUAUCAUCAAAACGCCCAGAAGACAGUGGAUAUUUUCGAAUAGACGAAAAAACUGGUGUAAUAUUCCUAAACCAAACAAUCGACCGAGAUCCAGAGUACAAAUUCCGUUUGAUAGCGAGAGCCGAGGAUCUUGGUAAAGAGCCCCGUGGAAAUGACAUAGAUUUGGACAUUCGCGUUGUUGAAUCACACAAGAAAGCACCAGCAUUUCUACCACGAUCCCUUGAACCCAUUCGUAUACGUGAAAACUUCAGUGACUUUGAUGCAACGAUUGUACGUCUGGAGGGAGUUUCAAACAUAAAUGACAGUCCAGAUUUACUAUUUGAACUUUUGCCUGGUAGAACAGAACAAACAAACAAAGGUAAUACCUUCAGAUUGGAGUCAUCAAAAAAUACAGCUGACAUUAAACUCGCUCAACAUUUGGAUUAUGAGAGUAAUACUGAGUAUACAUUGAUCGUUCGUGUACAAAAUAAGUAUAAUUUAGCUGCUGAAACUGUCGUUAACAUUGAAGUACUCGAUGUUAAUGAUAAUAUACCAGUAUUUCGUGAAAUGAAAAAGGGUAGUGUUCUUGAGAAUGAACCGGCUGGUGUGCCUGUUAUGCAAGUACGUGCCAUUGAUGCUGAUGGUACAUCAGCACACAAUCAGGUCACUUAUUAUCUCAGUAAUUUUCAAAACCACUUUGCCAUUGACAAAAAUACUGGUAACAUAACAACGAAGACUGUAUUCGAUAGAGAAGCGGAGGAUACGUACAAUGUUAAAGUAAUAGCAAUCGAUAAUUCACCCAGUGCCCUAUUCAAGAGUGGUGAGCCCAACAAAGGUGAGCAAGAUUUUAGAAUUGAAAUUGCUGACAAAAAUGACAAUCCACCGCGUUUCACACAGCCCGUCUACACAGCCAAUGCAAUACUCGAGAAUGCCAACAUAAAUGCUCUAGUUACCGAAGUUAAAGCGCUGGAUGAGGACACAGCUAGUCCCGUUAUUUACAGUAUAAUAUCUGGCAACACUGAUGAUAGCUUCUACAUCGAGGGUACAACCGGUAAAAUACGUGUCAAUCGACCCCUUGAUUACGAAAAAAUAACCGAGUAUAAUUUAACUGUUCGUGCAUUUGACGGUGUAUUCGACGAUGACGCUAUGGUUAAAAUAUUCAUUGAAAAUGUUAAUGAUAAUCCACCAGUUUUCGAAGAAUUUGACAUGUAUCCAACGAUUGAAGAGGAAAAACUUGUUGACGGAUGUAUAACAACGGUGAAAGCUUAUGAUCCCGAUAUAAAAGAUAGAAAUGCAGAUCAGCGUAUUGCUUACUUCAUCGUUAAAGAGGAUCAAAAACCACUGAUUGGCAUUGACAAAUCUGGCUGCAUGACACUGAAGAAACCGCUGGACAGAGAUCCUCCAAAUGGAUAUCCAAUGUGGUCGGUAAUUGUUCUGGCUAUGGACGAUGAUGGCUCACCGAAGGCACUCCACGGCCAUGUUACUAUCAACAUAACGCUCAUCGAUAUAAAUGACAAUGCCCCAUUUUUAGAUAUGCAACAGCCAGUGGUUUGGUACGAAAAUGAACACCCUGGUAAUAUAACUAGACUCAAAGCCAGAGACUGGGACUCCGACGAUAAUGGCCCACCAUUCAAAUUCAGCAUUGAUCUGAAUACUGCUGACGAAGUGAUAACAAGUAAAUUUGCCAUUAUUGGUGACGAUCUUCAGGCUAAAGUGAUGUUUGAUCGGGAGGAGAGAAAAAGUUAUAAUAUACCAAUUGCUAUAAGUGACAGUGGAAUUCCCACCAUGACUGGCACAUCGACACUUACAGUUGUCAUUGGUGAUCAGAAUGACAAUGCGAUGGAGGAGGGAUCGAGUUCAAUAUUUGUGUAUAAUUACAAAGGUAUGGCUCCAGACACGGAAAUUGGUAGGGUGUAUGUCAAUGAUCCUGAUGAUUGGGAUUUGCCGGACAAAACAUUCAACUGGUAUGGACAGAGCCAUGGUGGUUUUCGUUUGAAUCCAACAAAUGGUAUGAUAACGCUUCUCUCAGGGAUUAAAAACGGUACAUUUUUACUUAAAUUCAAAGUCACUGAGGAGAGUCAACUUAUUGCACUACAUGAGGUAGACGCUUACGUCAAUGUUACGGUUAAGGAGAUACCUGAAGAGGCGGUUAUGGAGUCUGGAUCAAUAAGACUGUACGGAGUUACUGCUGAGGAGUUUGUAACACCUAAUGACGCAGGUAUCAGUAAAAAGGGUAUCUUUCAGGAGAGAUUUGCAACAUUGUUGAAUAAUACCAUCGAAAAUGUCGAUGUAUUCACUGUACUUCAUUCCCCACAUUACAAUAAUAAGAGUCUACUCGAUGUGAGAUUUUCAGCGCACGGAAGCCCUUACUAUGCACCUGAGAAAUUAAACACAAUUGUCGCUCAGAAUUCUAAAGAAAUUUCCGAGGAACUCGGCAUUGAUAUUAUGCUUAUCAACAUUGAUGAGUGCUUGUUUGAAAGGACUCACUGCAACAAUUCUUGCCGUAGUGAUUUGAAUAUAGAUACAGUGCCAUAUGCUGUUUAUACAAAUACAAGUUCAUUCGUUGGAGUGCGUGCUGUUGUUGAUCCAGUGUGUAUGUGCCACGUGGCUAAGCCAAUAAUGUGCCUCAACGGUGGAACACCACUGCUCGACCGCUGUGAGUGCCCUCCAGGUCUAGAGGGGCCACGUUGUGAAUUACUUGGAAUUGGAUUUCAUGGUGAUGGAUGGGCUGUUAUGCCACCACCUGGACAGGCGUGUGAUGACUCUCACUUGGGGCUUGAAUUAAUGCCAUACGUUGAUGAUGGUCUUGUAUUUUAUUUUGGACCUAUGAGUUACAGUAAAUUACUUGGGGUACAGGAUUUUAUGGCACUAGAAAUACGCAAUGGUUUUGCUGUACUUCAUGUGGAUUAUGGAAGUGGUACAGUGUCACUUGAUCAAACAAAGAUUAAAUUAACUGAUGGGAAAAGUCACAGGGUCGAUGUGUAUUGGACAAAGACAACUAUUGAAAUGAAAGUCGAUAAUUGUGGAAUUUCUGCGUGUAUGCUUCUGACAGCACCAGUUGGGCCAAAUGAAUUUUUGAAUGUCAAUAGUCCACUACAGAUUGGUGGAACGUUUACGAAUUUAAAGGAGAUGGCGCGUUUGUUUGGAUGGAGCUAUGAUCCUGUUGACAGAGGAUUUUCAGGAUGUAUUAGGAAUAUGACAAUCAAUAGCAAUACGUAUAAUCUUGGUAGGCCAGCAUUAUCGAAAAACGCUGAUCCAGGCUGUGGUCGUGGUAUGGCGAAAGCAGUCUCUUUUAGAAUUGAUUCAUAUUUCCUAGUUGCUAUAUUAGUUUGUGUUGCUAUUCUGCUGAUACUGCUGCUGGCGGUUGUUGUACAUAGGAGAAAGCGUGAUGAUUUGUACAAGGAUAUGGAUGACAUAAGGGAAAACAUCAUCAAUUAUGAGGAUGAGGGGGGUGGUGAAGUUGAUACGGGAUACGAUUUGAAUGUUUUAAGGCGUAUUUAUGAUGCACCACCUAUUGAUUCGAAAAUUGCACCGUCUGCACACCAAGGACGAGCACCUGAUGAAGUGCCAGAUAUUUGUGGAUUCUUAGACAGUAAGAAGGAGAGCUGUGACAAAGAUCCAGACACCAAUCCUUUCGACGAUGUCAGGCAUUAUGCUUAUGAGGGAGAAGGGAACUCCGAUGGAUCUUUGUCUUCAUUAGCAUCAUGUACUGAUGAUGGAGACUUGAAGUUCAACUAUCUCUCCAACUUCGGCCCGAGGUUUAGAAAAUUAGCCGAUAUGUACGGCGAAGAGCCGAGCGAUGAAGAAAGCGAUGGUGUAGAAGAGCGUGAAAGUGAAAGUUGGUGUUAAUGCGCUGUUGUCCCCUUGUGUAUCAAUAAUAUGAGGGCAAUAAAUGAACUGUUCAAUUACAGAUUAUGGAAGAACGUAGUUUCCACUAUGAACAAUUGUUAGUUGCAAGAUAUCGAUCUUGCUUGUACUUAAAAGAAAAACGCAGCUAAUUCCAGGCUGACGCCUGCAAGAAUUAUAUUGAAAAAGAGACGAAACAUGUGUUAAAAGUGAAAUACGAUAAUCGGAUUUGACUUUCGUAACGCCAAAGAAUGAGACACGAAGGAUGCUCAGAGAACGGAGAAUUAACGUUAAUAUGGUAUUUAAAAAUUUCUCUGAGACUCGUCGAUUUAACAGGGACUCUGAAUACUUUUCUACAAUGAAAGUCAGACGUUUAUGAUUUUUUCUCGUCGUUAUGACAUUUUUUAAAUAAUCGUUUUCGUUUCGCUAAUGACCGUAGGAAAAUAUCCAGAAUUAUCCCCAGACAGAAAAUCGCAGGGAGUGGGAAUCUUUGAAGACCGUGAAGAGCAGAUUAACACAUAUCAGAUUUAAAACGAUUUAAUGGGUGAUUGUGGCUGAAUUAGUCUCAAUUAUUCAAUUAACCUGAAUCCGAAAAAUACUUUAUUGGGAAAAAGAGAUUGGAGAUAAUUGAAUUGGAUUGGAUUAAUCAAUUAAAUACGAAAAUUUGAUAAAACAAACCAUCAAAUACAUAUUUUUCCAUUUUUUGGAAAGAAUCUGCAUCGCUAAAUUUUUAGUCCCUUAUCUCCUUUCUAUUAUUGAUUAUUUAUCAAAAUGGAAAAAUAAACAUUCUUCACCCAAUUUGCAUGUUGAAAUUAAAAAAUCCAUGAAAAGCCCCAAUUUAGAUGUACACUGACGCUCUUGCACAAAAAUUCAUUGCAUAUAUUUUUUUUUGUCAAGCUGCAGCAUCAAGUUGUAGAACUAAUAAUUGUCAGUGAUAGGACAUGAAUGCGAAACUGUGUUAUGCAUAAAAAUGACUGAAUCGCAUACACCAGAUUAAUCAUACUAUAUAUAAAUCGUAUAUAUUUCCUUGUUUACUUGUCAUUUAUAGCAAAAGAUAUUUUCUUUUCCUCUAUUUUUUAUGAAUUUAUCAGUUAACAGAAAACAGGAUAGUAUUUGACUGAAUUUCAAAAUAUAAUAUCAUUUUUUUUCAGUUUCCUUAAUUCAUUUAAAACGCAAAAUAUGAUAUCAAUUUAAAUAGGUGUGAAUGUUUAUACUGCGAAUGAAUUGAUGUCAAAAAAUAAUUGUCAAUACUCUUGAGAUUCGUGGACAUGAAUAACUCUCGAGGCUAUAACUGAAUCAUGUAUUACUGAUGUAAAAAGAGACAUUAGAGGAGCAAUUUUUUAGGAUACUAUUGUAUGUGAGUAGAUGUAAAAUAAUCAUUAUGAGGAAAAUGUGUUUCUGGAAAACCGGAACAUGAAAAAUGAACUGUAUCUUUACUUUGCAAUGUAUGAAUACUGAUUCAAUUUAUAUCGAAUAUUUUAAUGAUCAACUUGCGCGAAUUCUUAAUUAUUAGAAAUUUUUGUGAAAGGAAAAUGACGAAUUAUUGCAGGGUGCAUUCUUUGGUUUAACUAGAAAACUAAUUAAUUGAGAGCCAUUAUUGGAAAUCGGUAAUUGUAUUGAGUCUGAAACUAGAGGAGAAAUAAUUAUUUAGAAUGGUUUUUUUAUUUAAUCAGGGGAUAUCAUGUAUAAACUGACAAGCAUGACCCCUGCUGUGGUGAAUUUAAUUUAUGACAAUGACGCGUAAAACCACAGACUCCAAUAAAAUUAAAAUAUCAAAAUUAAUUGAACAAACAAAAACGAGCUUCAAAAGUAGUUAAUUUAUUCGAUAAAAUGUGGCAUGUGUUGUAGCAAACAUUUCUCCAAAAUUGUUCGCUGACGAGAAGCGAUUACAGAAAGCCUCACCGUUUAAAUGCUUCCAUAAAUGAAAAUAAACAGAAAUUAAUGAGCGUUAUUACUUUUACGUUUUAUAGAAAAAAAAUCGGCUGUUGACUGUAUUUGAUAGAAAAGCAAUCCAAUAUAAUAAAUGUAAAAACAAUAUUGUGGAAUAUUUCCACAGAUAACUGCGAUGAACUUCAAUUAUAUCAUAUUAAGAAUUUCUUUUAAUAA
Molecule: messenger RNA, 6977 nt
Organism: Diachasma alloeum
Lineage: Eukaryota; Metazoa; Arthropoda; Insecta; Hymenoptera; Braconidae
Gene: shg
Product: DE-cadherin
Exons: 8
Coding region: 393-4874 (1493 amino acids)
Biological process (GO): homophilic cell-cell adhesion
Cellular component (GO): catenin complex; plasma membrane
Molecular function (GO): calcium ion binding; cadherin binding
Source: RefSeq, a predicted model, not a curated record